Ostrea edulis (European flat oyster) is the source of this 2090-nucleotide messenger RNA. RefSeq lists its product as uncharacterized. The coding region runs from base 365 to 2059 and encodes 564 amino acids. The record is from RefSeq and is a predicted model, not a curated record. Gene Ontology annotation, molecular function: hydrolase activity, hydrolyzing O-glycosyl compounds. Lineage: Eukaryota; Metazoa; Mollusca; Bivalvia; Ostreida; Ostreidae. Gene Ontology annotation, biological process: carbohydrate metabolic process. The transcript is spliced from 12 exons.
UGAAUUGAUGAUAUCUACAAAUAAUUGAAGAUAUCUUCAAUUAUUUGAGUUUAUGUUAAUUUGGCGCUCCAUACUUCUCGGGUCAAACAAAACAUCUGUUGUCCUCGAGCCCAGUCAAUAACUGUAUAUUCUUGCGCGGCCUGUAAUAAUUUCUCCAUCGUACACCUUUUUGUCCAGUAUAUUCAAGGCUUUACAUGCUGUUUUGUUUUCCGUUGGGGUUUAGAUCCUGCUGGUUUGUGUGUACGUGGUGUGCAUAGCAUCGUCUGUAGACAGUAUUCCGGAGCCCAUCCACAUCAGAAGCGCUUGGGGCACUGGGAUAGACGGUUAUUUCCUGGUACCACCCUCUCUCCAGGGGAAGGGAUGGAUGGCUACUAUUACUUGUGAUAAACCCAUCAAACAGCUAGAGAUUUGGUCCGCCUCCGUAGUAUCGGGGAACGUUAAGUCGGAUAGUUCCGUAUUUGUUGUACGAAAUGAGGACCUCUUCUCCGAUGGUGACAACAAACCGCCUCUAGAGAUAGAGGUAGUCAUCCGGAUGCCGACGGAAAACAAAGUCAAUUGUUUAUCUGAAACCUCUGCUAUAUUGGACAUGCUCACCACUACUGUUGGAACAACUACGUCACCAAAUGGAAACCCAGAUACCAGUUCUAACUCGCAACCUGGGUCUCACCCACACGUCACUUCCGAAAACUCUGUGGAAUUCAACUACUCAGAGGCCCUAACCCUAUCGAUUUUGUUUUUCGACGCUCAACGAUCUGGUGUACUUCCGGCGAACAACCCAAUACCUUGGAGAAAAGAUUCCGCCGUCAGUGACCAUGGUGAUAACGGAGAAGAUUUAACUGGCGGGUGGUAUGAUGCUGGUGAUCAUGUGAAAUUUAAUCUUCCGAUGGCAUCAUCUGCUCAUGUUCUAUCCUGGGGUCUCGAGAGGUGGAAAGACGCUUAUCAAUCUACAGGGCAGCUCGAAAUGAUGUACGACAUGUUGAAAUGGCCGCUAGACUAUUUUCUAAAAUGUUGGAAUCCAAAUACUCAGGAAUAUUAUGCCCAGGUUGGUAAUGGUAAAGAGGACCAUCGAUACUGGGGGCGCCCUGAAGAUAUGUCUAAAUUCAGACCUAUGUGGAGGCCUGCUUAUAAAUGUACCACGAAUGACACGUGUAGUGAUGUUGCUGGGGAGACGGCUGCCGCACUAGCAUCUGGGGCAAUGGUGUUUAAAGACAGGAAUGCAACUUAUUCUCAGAAGCUGCUCUCUGCUGCUAAAAGUUUGUAUGAUUUUGCCAAAGGAAAUCUAGGAACGUAUGACACAACAGCUGUCCAAGAUGCCGGCAAAUAUUACCAUUCUAAUUCCUACGGAGAUGAGCUCUGUACAGCAGCAGUGGAACUCUACAAGGCUACACAGGAUUCAAAAUACCUACAGGACGCCAUUUCUUUCUUUGACUCUGGAAUGAGAAGUUGGGCGUUCUCGUGGGACGACAAGAACGUCCAGUGUGCACUUAUUAUAUACAGAAUCUUAGGAGAUGGUCAAUACAAAUCUCACGUUGAAGACUUCAUCAGAAGUUACAUGCCGGGAGGAAGCGUCCAACAAACACCGUGUGGUUUGGCCUGGAGAAGUGGAGUAGGACCCCUUAGAUACACAGGUAAUGCGGUUUUGAUAGCCUUAAUGGCUGUUGAUGCGGGUAUUGGUGGAACGCAAUACAAGACAUGGGCUAUGAAACAGAUCAAUUACAUGCUAGGAGACAAUAAACAAAACAUGAGCUACCAAAUCGGAUUUGGGACAAAUUAUCCAGUGAAACCCUACCACAGAGCGAGUUCCUGUCCCGACCCUCCCUCGUCUCCCUGUGGCUGGGACAAUAUCAACAGUCAUGAUCCGAGUCCCCACAUCCUUCAAGGGGCGCUAGUCGGAGGCCCGGAUGACAAAGAUGUUUAUACCGACACCUAUGUGGCGUGUGAUUACAAUGCAGGCUUUCAGUCAGCUCUUGCAGGUUUAAUACAUCUUGAAAACAAUGGCCUUCUACCAUCCCCUGCUGAUCCAACGCAAAUGCAUCAAAUAAAAAAUUGCAUCACGUGACUUAUGCUUAUUUUAGCUUAUCUUGUUGAAG